AUGGCCAGCAGUUCCCCACCAGUUCCACCUGGCAUGGACGAUGUCCUAGGUGCUGCAAGCCCUGACCUGCCUGGCUUCAUGUUAUCCUCCUCUGCUGAUGAAGCUGAAAUGGGUGCUGACUCCCAUGCUGGAGGAGGGCUUCUCCUCAUGGAGUUCUCCCCGUUGAGACCUCAGUCCUAUGUGUGUUCAGCAGCGUCUCUUACAGUCAGUCCUCAUAUAGUGCAAGAAGUCAAUGACGACUCUGUCAAACUGACUUGUGAGGGAAAAUCUACUUUCUGGAAAGUGAGGAAGUUCCCUGAGAAAGACACGCCAUAUUGUGCCAAAUGGUGGCGAUCAGGAGAAUCCAUAUGCAAAAUAAGUACAAUAUAUUCAGAUGAUGGCGUGUACUGGUGUGAGUCAAUAUCAGGAGAGUUCAGCAAUGCGGUUAACAUCACUCUACAAGAUUAUUAUUCUGGUCCUAUCCUGCUGAGUCCCAUUGAUCCUGUGAAUGAAGGAACUUUUGUUAGUAUUCGCUGCAAUUUGAGAAGAAAAAAAAUACUUCCCAACGUUGUUUUUUAUCACAAUGACAAACUUGUCCAAAAUGAUACCCGAGAGGAACUGAACAUCUUGGCAGUGUCAAAGUCUGACGAAGGCUUCUACAAGUGUCUGUACUCCGGGAGAGAGUCACCAUCUCGUUGGGUGUCAGUUAAACCUGCUCUGGGACCUGAAAGCUCUUCAUCUCACGUGUCAGCCAGAAUGAAAGUCAUGACUACAGUCGUCUUCAUCCUGCCUGUGCAGAGGAACCUGGAGACAGGUGUCGAGGGGGCCAGAGAGCAGCAGCAGAGUGAAUGA
Molecule: messenger RNA, 831 nt
Organism: Archocentrus centrarchus (flier cichlid)
Lineage: Eukaryota; Metazoa; Chordata; Actinopteri; Cichliformes; Cichlidae
Product: low affinity immunoglobulin gamma Fc region receptor III-like
Exons: 5
Coding region: 1-831 (276 amino acids)
Biological process (GO): immune response; cell surface receptor signaling pathway
Cellular component (GO): external side of plasma membrane
Molecular function (GO): transmembrane signaling receptor activity
Source: RefSeq, a predicted model, not a curated record